Passer domesticus (house sparrow) is the source of this 4484-nucleotide messenger RNA. RefSeq names its product potassium inwardly rectifying channel subfamily J member 1 (gene KCNJ1). The transcript has 3 exons. NCBI's taxonomy places the organism in Eukaryota, Metazoa, Chordata, Aves, Passeriformes, Passeridae. Gene Ontology annotation, biological process: regulation of monoatomic ion transmembrane transport; potassium ion import across plasma membrane. Bases 202 to 1317 code for a protein of 371 amino acids. Gene Ontology annotation, molecular function: ATP-activated inward rectifier potassium channel activity. Gene Ontology annotation, cellular component: plasma membrane. The record is from RefSeq and is a predicted model, not a curated record.
CUCUCUUCCUUUGAUGCAGGAGCUGCUGGACCCAAUUCCGUGGGAGUUCCCUGCUCAGGAGGACACGGGCAGCUCCUCUCCAUCUCCCUUCUGCACUGGGUGAGACACAAGGAGAAAUGUAAGAGUGCAGCUCUGGGAAUUCACCUCUCUGGCAGAAGUCCCGUGGACCCACCCCAGCCCUGAGCCCUGUCAGCAGCGGGGAUGUUCAGCUACCUCCGGGAGCGCUUCACCAGCCACCUCCGGGAGCGCAGCCGGCGCCGGGCCAGGCUCGUCUCCAAGGAUGGGAGGUGCAACAUCGAAUUUGGCAACGUGGAACAGUCCAGGUUUGUCUUCCUCAUCGACAUAUGGACAACCAUCCUGGACCUCAGGUGGAGGUACAAGAUGACCAUCUUCAUCUCGGCCUUCCUGGGCAGCUGGUUCCUGUUUGGGCUGCUCUGGUACGUCGUGGCCUACAUCCACAAAGACCUGCCCGAGUUCAACCCCUCCAUCAACCACACCCCCUGCGUGGAGAACAUCAACGGCCUCACCUCAGCCUUCCUCUUCUCCCUGGAGACCCAGGUGACCAUCGGGUAUGGCUUCAGGUGUGUCACAGAGCAGUGUGCCACUGCCAUCUUCCUGCUCAUCUUCCAGUCCAUCCUGGGUGUCAUCAUCAACUCCUUCAUGUGUGGGGCCAUCCUGGCCAAGAUCUCCAGGUCCAAAAACCGGGCCAAGACCAUCACGUUCAGCAAGAACGCUGUCAUCAGCAAGCGUGGGGGGAAGCUCUGCCUCCUGAUCCGCGUGGCCAACCUCCGCAAGAGCCUGCUGAUCGGGAGCCACAUCUACGGGAAGCUGCUGAAGACCACCAUCACCCCCGAGGGGGAGACCAUCAUCCUGGACCAGGUCAACAUCGAAUUUGUAGUGGAUGCUGGCAACGAGAAUCUCUUCUUCAUCUCGCCCCUCACCAUUUACCACAUCAUAGACAAGAACAGCCCCUUCUUCCACAUGGCUGCAGAAACCCUCCUGCAGCAGGACUUUGAGCUGGUGGUGUUUUUGGAUGGCACCGUGGAGGCCACCAGUGCCACCUGCCAGGUGAGGACGUCCUACAUCCCCGAGGAGGUGCUCUGGGGGUACCGCUUCGCUCCCAUCGUGUCCAAGACCAAAGAAGGGAAAUACAGAGUUGACUUCCAGAACUUCAGCAAGACAGUGGCCGUGGAGACUCCACACUGUGCCUUCUGUCUCUACAAUGAGAAGGAAGCCAAAGCCAAAGAGAAGAAAGGUUAUGACAAUCCUGGCUUUGUCUUGUCUGAAGUCAAUGAAACCAGUGACACAAAAAUGUAGUGCCAGCUACUCGUGCGGCUGAGUUUUUAGAGAGACUUCAGUCUUGAGAGGAUUAACAAAUAAUCAGUAAAACAAAACAGAAAGACAGGUUUGGGUUUGCUCUAACCCAGCAUUUGUUUUCUCAAAAGCCUCCAAUCAAAGAGGAACAGCAUACCAGUUAUCACUAUUUAACUACAUUAUAUAUAUUUAAUAGAAUUUAUAUUUUUAUAUCCGUGGGACAUUUAAUAAAGCUGCUAUGUUGGAAUGUCCAACUCACUGAAGUUUUCAGGGGCACGCAAAGGUGUUAAAAAGCCUGAAAAGAUGGAAAGAAAUUUUAGGACAUUAAAUAUACACAGCUGCUGGAAGGAGAACGUGAAAAGUCAAGAUAGAAGGCAAAGCUAAAGAAACCUAAAGGGCUUAGGAGCCAAAACCUAAAAAAAAUUUCUGGUUGUCAAAGCCGUCUAUGAAAACAGAGACUCUGGCUCUGGAACUUGAGCACCUUUGAAUGUUCUGAAACAAUUCUGUCUCUCUUUCUUUGGGGCUGGUACAGCUGCAGGACAGAGCAGUAUGGGAUGGGACAAGCCUAGGAAACAGAGAAGACAGAGCUUGGGCCAAGCUGCUGCAUCUCCAACUCCAAAAUGUGACUUCUCCCCUCUGAAAGCCUUUGACUCCUUUCAGGGAAAAAGAGCCAAAUGCAAAUGACAACUGAAAAACCAAGGAGAAGCAGAGACCCGCUCUGGGACAAAAGGAAUUUUGCAGCUUAUUCCCAUCUAUCCCAGCCUUCAGCUGCUCUUCACUGCCCCAGCAGCUGCCUGGAUGGGGAAUAGGGAAUAGUUGUUUGAAGACAACUCUCCAGAAAGGUGGGGAGAUGGAGAACACAUUCAUUCCUUCACACCUGGCAGAAAGCACUCCACUGGAGAAGAGAGGAAGUUCCCAGAUCUAGUUGUAUACUUCCAAAAAAAUCCCCAAUACAAACAGAUUAUCUUCUCCUUUGAAGCACAAAGGUCUUGUUCAAACAAAAACAGAGCCCAGGAGCCUCCUACAAACAUUUAGCUUCAGAUUUGGCUCCAAACUGUUCAUCUCCCCAUAGCCAAAUGUGCAUCCCUACAGGAAACAACUCCUGCUCAGUGGGAGCUGAGUAGUGCUAAGGAUUUUCUGGGGGUGAUUUUUGACAUAAAUGCAAUAAGAAGCUUCAAUACCUUUUUAGUGAAUUUCUACUUCCUCACAGUCAAGUUUUUUUCUCCCCAAUUCAUUCUGUUACUGAGAGUCCUAGUGGCAGACCAAAGAGUUUUUGGGAGCUCUUCCUGGUGAUGUAACUCAACUCAUCAAUUUUCAAUGCUGUGGUGAAAUGGAAAUAGUGUUAAAAGCUGGUGGACUAAGUGGUUUUAAAGAAGGGGAGAAUUCAGCAGGUCAGAUGAUGACAAGAGAAAGUUGUGCUGGAGAUGAGCCCAGUGUGAGCAUGGAAAUCAAACUCUGGGAGCCAGGAGUGUUCAGAUCCUAGUCCCAGAGCAGUGUGAGCUCCUCUCUUGGGUCAGAACAAAUCACUUUUCUCUGUAUCUCUGAUUGCCAUCAGUAACACUGGACAAAAACACUGACAUUGUACAGAGAGCAAUGGUAUGAACAGUUAUGUCACUAAAGCACUUUAAAAGCCAAUUCUCAGCUGUGUCAAUCUUUCCUCAGUGCACCACUGUCACACCCUUCUCCACUCUGGAUGGAAAGGUCAGCACACAAAGUUCUGCUCUCAUCACACAUCAGAGCCACGAAAAGUGGCUGCACCAGAACUGUGAAUAGAAAAGCAGGAGUGAGACCUUUGAGGUAACUCACAGAUACUGCCUGAGAUUUUCAUUGUGCUGGAUUGCAACUUUGCAAACCAACAGUGUAAAAACUACUUUGCAGUCCCAAUCACCACAGCACGUUAGUGCCCUUCAUAUAAUCAGCUAGGAAGGGCAGUUUUGAACCCCCAAAAGAAAUCAGUGGCUGUACACAGAAAUCUCAGAGGGAGGAGGGAAGUGAAAUAAUGUGUCCAGAGUUCCAGAGUGGUCUGAACCAAAAGGCUGCUCCAUUCUUCCAGAGCUGCUGCUGCAUUUCCUCCCAAGGUUUCCUGUACAGUGCCCUGGGUGUAGUGUCUCCAGAAAGUGGCACUGUCAGUGCUCAAGGCUCACAAGCUACACCUCCUACCCCUGGGAAAGGAGAUGCAUCAAGAUGCCUUUAAUAGAAGCAGAAAAAGUGUUCCCACAGGACAAAAAUAGCAAAUCCAAGGGAAAUCCAUUCGAAAGGUCGAACCCAGCUGUGCAAUGAGGAGUCAGGGAAGAGUCCUACUUUAAGUACUGUUUUGGGAUGUUAGUGCUAGUGGGAAAAAGAAAUCAAAUGCUCUGCAGUGCCUGUCCAAGAGGUGGUGCACACCCUCCAAAACUUAGAGGGUCCUUAAACAAUGCACUUCCAGGUAUGCCCUUGGAAAGGCUCCUCAAAAUCCUAAACCUCAAUGUUCUUCUGACCCAGCGAUGGAACCUUUUGCCCUGUCUCUGCAGGGUGAGCAUGGGGAGGUGUUGCCCCAUUUCUAGAAGCAUGAAGUGCUCCCACAGCUCAGAGAGAAGACACCUGAUCCCCCUGAGGGGGUGGCUGCCUGUGCUCCCUCCUGACAGUCAUGCCUGCCUCGGGACCUGCAGCACAAGGGAGCUGCACCAGGGGAAGGGUGACUGUGCUCUUUUGUGUAUUUUGCUGUUACUGGAAGGGAUCCAGGAGCAGAGGAAAUUCGAGGGGAUGGAUCCCAAGCUGACAGGGCCACGGCUGAGCUGUCAGGCUCCCUUAGAGCAGGAUCUUGCUGGGAGCUGACUGGGAAUCCCAGAGUGAGCCUCCUGCUGGAUGCCACCCCAGGAAGCCCUGGCAGCCCCGCAGGAGAUAGAGCUGAGGCAGAGCCCAGCAGCAGCACAACAACGAGAGGAAUUUCCUCUGGCUGUCCAGGGAGAGCAGUUUGUCACCCUGCAGAUAAAGGCCCGGCCAGGAAGGAGGUUAUCGGGGACAGGCCACUCGGGACACGCUCCAGAGGAAAGCUAUUUUGGGGGCUGUCACCCCUGCUGCCAUUAAAAGAAAGUUCAGUUAAGAGGAUGAAAAUAAAUUUAAUCUUGCUGAGCAGAAGUGGCUGGAGGGAACCACAGAGCCGAUACUGGAAGACAAAGGCCGGGUUCUUC